AUGCGUCAAGGAUUCCGGCCUCUACUGGUGCCACCCUACUCCCAAAGCCAUGCUUUAGUGAGCGACUCACGACGACCUUUCCUGUGCCUGGUAGUGACCCUGGUGGUGAUUCUGCUGGUGAUCACAAUAUUUGGCAUGUCUGCCUGGAAUGCCUAUGAGCACAGGUUUGGAAAGAACACAUUCGUGUUCUACAGCGGUGAUGAGGUGGCUCUCAGCCAGACUGCCAGUGACUUCUCUGCCACAUUUUGUGACAGUUAUAAAGUUUCUUUACAGGGAGCAGGCCAGGUUUUCCUCCUACCCAGUGCUGCUACAGUGAAUGCAACUGCUGUUGAACAUGUUCCUGUGAAUAUCCACCAGCUUCCCUACAGAGAGUUUAAUGUUGUGCACAAGUUCCUGCUGCAGCAGUCGACAGUCAAUGUGACUGCAUGUAGAAGAGGAGGCUCUGUGUAUUCAAGGGCUGAAAUUAUGCUCAUUCAGGGUGACAAGAACUUCUACAGAUGGAGACGAAACAUUUAUUGCAGUGACUGUGUCCUCAGACGUGUGCAUAUUCGUGAUGAUGCCGUCUGUGAUCAUGCAAGACAACUUCCCAGGCUGUACCAUAAAAUCACACGUGAUGACCGAUAUUUCUUGUUUGUAUUUAAUGGUCGUCCAGAUUCAAGACCACGCCUGCUUUCCUUGGGCAUCUUGUUAAGUGGCAUGAUUUCAAGAACUCAUUUUGAUUUGUCUGAUGCAGAAAAAACUUGCUAUAUUGUCAACUCCUCCAGCUGCAUUUUCACACUUCCUUGGGGGUCAACCAAAGAUGUGGUUGUAAAAUUUGGUGGUCCAGACUCCGACAGCUUCCGCGACACCCUCAGCACAAGUUGCCAAGCACGGGUGGUCUUUUGGGUGUGCCUGUUUGGUAUUUUGCCAUUGGUGUGCAUUUUUGUAACGCUGACUUCGGUAUAUUGCUUCUUGCGUAGAAAGAGAAUCAUUAUCACGAGGUUCAGUAGAGGAUGUAAUGAUGAGAUGGCUAAUGAAAGAACACGACUCUUGCAGAGACAGAAUCAGCAGUCGCCAAAUUAUGUGCCACAGAAUGAUAACGGUGGAACAGUGGCAAUUCAACAAGGGUGA
Messenger RNA from Candidula unifasciata, 1110 nucleotides. Lineage: Eukaryota; Metazoa; Mollusca; Gastropoda; Stylommatophora; Geomitridae. The record is from the annotation of a GenBank genome assembly.